UUACACACACUCACACACACUCACACGUUCAUACACUAGUGUACACUCUCUCUCUCUCUCUCUCACUCUCUCUCUCUCUCACACACACACUCACACACACUCACACGUUCAUACACUAGUGUACACUCUCUCUCUCUCUCUCUCUCUCUCUCACUCUCUCUCACACACACACUCACACACACUCACACGUUCAUACACUAGUGUACACGCUCUCUCUCUCUCUCUCACUCUCUCUCACACACACACACACUCGCACACACACCGCGGCUGAGUGUCAACUUCAGUUGGUUGGUGUUCCUGCUGCAGUAACUCGGUGCGGGUUGGUGUUGGUGUGUAUGUGCGGAUAUCAGCGCAGUUCUAACGUCUUCAUUUCAUCAACUGUAUCCUGAAACAGUAGGGUCUUGUAACCUGUUCCACGAUGUCCGAAUCGGGAGAUCCAGUCGAUCCCAUGGAGCCCGCCCAGCCUACAGAUCCGGCAGAACUGACAGAUCCAGCAGAUCCCUCCGAAGCAACAGAGCAUGAUGGGAAUGAACUAAGCCCAGUGGACUUUAUCCAGCUGCAGCAGUACAUGGACUACUGCAGCCUGAAAGUGAAAGACGUCCUGAAGGAAUUCGAUGAGGACGGUCAGCUGGCGAAGUACAGACGCGGCGAGUGCAUCGAUGAAGAGGGCUUCGGUCUCUUCCUCAAGACGUAUCUGGACUCUGAGGAUUUCCCGGUGGAUUUCUGCCAGCGACUCUUCAGGUCCUUUCUGACGUCCGAGGAUGCCAGGGAGGUUUUCCUUAAAGACGUGUCCUGUUAUUUCUCACUGCUGGAGGAAGGACAACCACGAGACAAACUGGAGUUUGCUUUUAAACUGUACGACCGAGAUGGAAACGGAGUCCUGGACAGUUCGGAAGUGGAUCGGAUUAUCGCCCAAAUGAUGCACGCUGCAGACUACCUGGGUUGGGACGUGUCAGAACUCAGACCUGUGCUGAAGGACAUGAUGACGGCGAUUGACUCAGACAGCAGUGGAACUGUGUCGUUAGACGAGUGGGUGGAAGGAGGGAUGAACAACGUUCCUCUGCUGGUUCUGCUCGGGCUGAAGAUGACACAGAGGGACGGGCAGCACCUCUGGAGGAUGAAGCACUUCAACAAGCCGACGUACUGUAACGUGUGCCAGAGCAUGCUGCUGGGUCUGCGCAAACAGGGCCUGUGCUGCACAUGGUGCAAGCUCACGGUGCACGGACGCUGUGCCAACAGGACUCCGACCCCCUGCACCCGAACCUACGUCAAAUCCAAGAAAGACGCCGGGAUCUCGACUCACGACUGGGUGAGCGGAAACUGCGACUCGGGCAAGUGUGAGAAGUGUCAGAAGAAGAUCAAGAGUCUGACGGGCAAACGCUGUGUGUGGUGCCAUACCAUGCGUCAUGACGAAUGUGUGAACCAGGAACCUUCAGAGUGUAACUGUGGCCCUCUGAGAGACCACAUUCUACCACCCUGGGCCAUUUACCCUGUCAUGAAGGAGAGGGCAAACUGUGUAAAGAACGGUUCAUCAGAUGACAGUGACCUCAACACCACACCUGAUGGGCAGGUACUGCAGGCCAUGGCUAUUCCAAACACUCACCCUCUUCUGGUCUUUGUGAACCCCAAAAGUGGAGGGAAGCAGGGUGUGAGGGUCUUUCGUAAGUUCCAGUACCUGUUAAACCCUCGACAGGUUUAUAACCUGUGUAACGGAGGACCAGCACCAGGGUUGAGCUUCUUCAGGGACCUUCAGGAUUACAGAAUAUUAGUGUGUGGAGGUGACGGGACUGUUGGCUGGAUCCUCGAUGCAAUAGAUAAGGCGAGCUUGCCGGUGCGUCCUCCGGUGGCUGUGCUUCCUCUCGGCACAGGAAAUGAUCUUGCCCGGUGUCUGCGGUGGGGAGGAGGUUAUGAUGGCGUGGACCUGAGCCGGAUCCUGAAGGCCAUUGAGUUCAGUACUCCGGUGCGGAUGGACCGCUGGAGUGUACAGGUGAUACCGGACGAUAACGAGGAGAAAGGAGACCCGGUGCCUUAUGAGAUCAUCAACAACUACUUCUCCAUCGGCGUGGACGCCUCGAUCGCUCACCGGUUUCACACCAUGAGAGAAAAACAUCCUCAGAAAUUCAACAGCAGAACGAAGAACAAGCUCUGGUACUUUGAAUUCGCCACGUCUGAGACCAUUUCAGCUUCCUGCAAAAAACUCAAGGAGUGUCUGAGCAUCGAGUGCUGCGGGGUUCAGCUGGACCUCGGUAACCAGUCCUUGGAGGGCAUCGCUGUCCUGAACAUUCCCAGCAUGCACGGCGGCUCGAACCUGUGGGGUGAGGCCAAAAAGAGCGACCGAGCCGGUCAGGAGGUUCCUGAGGUUAUAGUGGACGUCGAUGUCCUGAAGGUCAGCCCUCAAGACAUGAGUGACAAGCGUCUGGAGGUGGUGGGACUGGAGGGAGCAAUAGAAAUGGGACAGAUCUACACCGGCCUCAAGAGUGCCGUCCGGCUCGCCAAGACCUCCCAAAUCACCAUCAAGACAAAGAAAGCUCUGCCCAUGCAGAUCGAUGGGGAGCCGUGGAUGCAGCCACCGUGUACGAUUCAUAUCACACACAAGAACCAGGCCAGCAUGCUCAUGGCUUCUCAAUCCAAAUCCGGCUUCUUCAAGUAGCGCCGCCACCCGCACCCGCAUCGAGCAUCCUGAUAGACGCCAAUCUAUGGUCAUGUGGUCCAACUAUAUAUCAACUCACACAGGCACUGAAACCCAUAGCUCUGUAGCGAGCGCCCCGUAUAGAUUGCUAAAAAGAAAUCUGUCACCAAAUGUGAGGUUCUUAAAAAUGUUCUAAUCGCAUGUGAUGCCAACUUCAGACAUAACAGACCUGGUUCUGUGGCCAAAGUCUGUCUGUAUAUUCUAACAGAGCUCUCAUCUAGACUUCAGUUCGUACUUUUGAACGUGACGUAGAGAUUUUCUCUCUUUUUAGCUUCCACGUGCAUUAAGAAUGCAGUGUUAGUUUUAAUCGAGUCGUGCCAUUACGGUUCUUUACAGCAGACGAGCAUAAAAGAGCGCUUUCGUUUUCUUAACUGGCUUUAGUGAUAAUGCAUCUUAGAUUAAUAAGCUUUAAACUGGAUUUACUGGGUUAUAUUUUCUGUCUGUUGUGGAUUGCCAACUAAUUUAUUUGAUCUUUUAUGAAUGUUCACACCUGAAGUGAGUGGUGUCAUUUUUAGGAAAUGUUUUAACAGCUCUGUUAUUCUGCCUUAUUAUUCUGAUCUUGAUCGUGUCUGAACUGACCAUUCCGCUUUGCAGUUUACUACAUUUCAGUACCUUUAACAGCUCGAAUGUGCACAUUGGUAGGAAACUUAAUAAUAUUAAUAAAAUUAAGAUCUAUUCCUGCUUCUCUUCAGUCAGUAAAUAUUAAACAGAUAACCAGGACAGAAAUGUCUGUAACAGUAGAUCGAUCACGUGCCUCGCAUCACCUUUCGAGUCCUUCUGGCAUAUUUUGUCACUUUCUCUUGUUUAUUUUCUGAAUAUAAAAUAAUAGAGGAUCUUUCACUUAACUGUUUGUAAAAAUGACUGAAUAAAUAUUAUAAAAUUUAACAAAA
Trichomycterus rosablanca is the source of this 3579-nucleotide messenger RNA. It is a transcript of the gene dgkaa, whose product is annotated as diacylglycerol kinase, alpha a. Lineage: Eukaryota; Metazoa; Chordata; Actinopteri; Siluriformes; Trichomycteridae. Gene Ontology annotation, biological process: lipid phosphorylation; diacylglycerol metabolic process; intracellular signal transduction. Gene Ontology annotation, cellular component: plasma membrane. The coding region runs from base 419 to 2650 and encodes 743 amino acids. The transcript is spliced from 24 exons. Gene Ontology annotation, molecular function: calcium ion binding; ATP-dependent diacylglycerol kinase activity. The record is from RefSeq and is a predicted model, not a curated record.